Molecule: messenger RNA, 1102 nt
Organism: Suricata suricatta (meerkat)
Lineage: Eukaryota; Metazoa; Chordata; Mammalia; Carnivora; Herpestidae
Gene: CCDC160
Product: coiled-coil domain containing 160
Exons: 2
Coding region: 80-1048 (322 amino acids)
Source: RefSeq, a predicted model, not a curated record
UUCAAGCUGGAGGAGACCAACGGCAUCCAGUAGAAGAGCUUGGACGUCAGAAAGUGAAUUCGAAGACGUACCUGGAGAAAUGGAUACUAGAAGAAAACACUGGAAGGAGAAUAUGUUUGCUCCUUCUUUCAGUGCACAGGAUGUUCUAGACGAGGCUUCGCAGCCUGAAUCGUCUUCGGAACCAGUGACUUUAGAUAAGGCCAGUAGAAUAGAAGGAAUUUACAACUUGUCUAGUAGAAAGUUUCAAGAAGAAAAUAAAUUCAAGCGGAAGGAACUUAUUUCGCAACUAAAUGAAAAAGAACAAGAACCAAAUUUAAGAGAGAGAAAGACGAACAUUUCAAAGAAUGAAGCAGACACGAAUGCUGUCUCCUGUGAAUCGUCUAAUUUGGAUGCCGCGACCGAAGACAGCUUUAUCAGCGCGGCAGAUUCUACCUGGAGUCCAAAGGAAUUACCAGCCCUCCCGCGGCAAAACACCAAGAAGAAAUUUACCGAAAGAAUGUCUCCAAAAGUUCGCCUGAACCUUUUGAACGAAGAACUGGAAGAACUCAAUAUGAAAUGCAGGAAAAUAGAAGAGGAAUUUGAGAAUGCCGAAAAAGAACUCUUGAACUCCAAAAGAGAAAUGUCUGCAAAAGCCCUAAAUUCUCAGGACACAGGGACAGACGCUUCCAAGAAAGACUGGGAGCUCCAAGCGUUAAGAAAUGACCUAUCUGAAAGAGCAACAAGCGUCCAGAACCUGACCGAAGAGCUCCAUGAAGCCCAAGAGGUCAUCCACAGGCUGAGCCGAGAGAACCGCGACUUAAAAGACGCCGUUAGGAAAUUGAAGCAUCAGACUGAGGUUGGCAACGCGCUCCUGAAGGAAGAAAUGAAAAUGUAUUACGAAUUAGAGAUGGAAAAGAUCCGCGGGGAGCUGGACACCAUCAAGAACGAGCUGAGAGCUGAGAAGAGCCUGCAAGAAAGAAACAACAAGGCCCUGGAGCUGCUGCGGAAGCACUUUGCCUCCGCAGCACCAGCAAGUACCCUCGACAGCUUGACGGAGCAGUUAUUGUAAAACUUACAAAAAUAAAAAAAAGGAGCCUUUCGCGAGGCAAACCUUGGAGCCAAA